Folsomia candida is the source of this 3941-nucleotide messenger RNA. RefSeq lists its product as uncharacterized. Lineage: Eukaryota; Metazoa; Arthropoda; Collembola; Entomobryomorpha; Isotomidae. The transcript is spliced from 8 exons. Gene Ontology annotation, molecular function: protein binding. Gene Ontology annotation, biological process: establishment of meiotic spindle localization; spindle organization; mitotic cell cycle. Bases 589 to 3429 code for a protein of 946 amino acids. The record is from RefSeq and is a predicted model, not a curated record. Gene Ontology annotation, cellular component: spindle pole.
UUUUAGUCGGUUCAGUUUAGUGACGUUUUUACUACAUCUUUACUGUACCGAACCGAAGCUUCUUCUUUUUUGAUAACUAAAGCAUGCAUUUGCAUGCUGGGUUCUCUUCUCGGUGGGUAUAUAGCAUUUCAAGACCUUUCAUUUCAAAUAAACAGAAAUCAGUCUCGAACACUCGCAUCUAGAGUUCGGAGCUUUACUUUGGCUGCUCCAGCUUCCUACUGGUCCACAAGCGUGCGUUACGUAAAUGAACUUGGCAUUUGCAACAAGAACGAUAAUGAUCGAGUUUGUUUAAAUUUGCAUUUUCAAGUUUAUUCAAUUUACCUUAAAACCAAAGUCUGAGUCUGAGCAACAUUUUGGCAUAAAUUAUAAAGAAAGGGAAUAUUUGGUGCGUUGCAGCAUCUUCACAUCACAGAGUUUAUUGUGAAGGAGAAAGAUUUAAAUUUAAUUAUUGAUUAAUUUCAUUGUGCUUGUGAAUGUGAAGCAGUUUUUUUUUAGUGAGAGUGGUUGAUUCUUUAUUAAGUGAAUAUAUACGACCUGAUUCUUCAUUCCAUACGAUUUUAUCUACCAUCAAACUUUUAAAAGGUGAUCAUGGGCUGUCUUUUGAGUUUCUUACGGACUGGAACCUUUAAUUUUAGAUUUUUUGGUGCAGCAAAGCGAGAUUCCGAAAGUGGUGGAGAAUCUGAGAAGAAAAAGCUUUUAGAACCCAAAUCCGCAUCCUGCACCGCGGUGGGGGAUGAAGAUCUUGCGGCCAGCAAAAUCCAGGCUGGAUUUAGAGGCUACAAGACGAGGAAAUCUUUAAAGUCAAAGAAAACGAAAGGAGGCGACCUGUCACUCACUUCACUAACACCAUUUCUUAAUAAUAAUGAUGAUGGCCAGAACAAUUCUGGCAACAACGAGACCGAAGAAGCCAUGGAGCGGAAACGUUUGGAAAAAGCAGUUGAUGAAGAAAUUGCUGCAGAGAUCAAAACACCUCUGGAAACGAUCAGAGAGGAAUCAAUUGACGGAGGGAGUUAUCGUGUAAAAACUCCUGAAGUCCAUGUUCUGGGCAACACCACGCCCAACGUCGACCCUGUGCAAAUGAGCGACGAGCCAUUAUAUGAAAUCAGCGAACAACCUGAAAAAAUUAAUCUGCAAGAAAUUCAUGAAAACUUAUCAGAGGAAUUUGGUAACGACGUUUCAUUGGAUGACGUAAAGACAGAGUCUCUCGAGAUGGAGGAAGUGGAGCAGGAUGAUGCAGUCAACUUGACGACGAGAGAGGGGGAAGAGUCCGAUACUGCUGACAGGGAGAUGAUGGAACAACAUGUCAACCAAGUGUUGAAUGCACAGCAGGAAUUGGGCGAAGAUGAUCAAACAUCGCUGGGAACUACGGAUGUGAAAGGAGCGUCACUUGAGAUUCACGAGAGUGAGGUGGAAACUAUGAUAUUGGAGGAAGAUUCUGUGGCACCCGGAGGAGAAGGUGACAAUGAUGAAGGAAUGGACAUUGGUGAAAAUGAAAUUAUUGAUACCAAGGUCGGAGAAGACGGGGAAGAACCUGUUGAGGAGAAAGCAUUAUUUGGGAUGGAGACAGAAGAGGCGACAAAUAUUUCCGAGUCAUCCGAAAAACUUGAAAAAACUGAACUUGAACAAGAUGAGGACAAGAUUGAUGUUGUCGUUGAUAAGGAUGUGCCUGAUUUCGAAACAAAUAUUACUCAAGUAUCUCCUGAGCCAGAAGUUGCAGUUGAUGCAAAUACAUCUUCCCAGGAAGUUGACAAUAAGGAAAUCGAUAACUCAGACGAACUACAAUUACCUGAACCUGAAGCAUUGAAUGAGAAUGAGACAAGAUCAGAAAAUGAUGAGAGCCCUUCAAAACCGCAAAUCGACGAGCAAGUUAAUGACGAGGAUGAUAGCACAGAAGAGGAAACUUUGGGUGUAAAACAUGAAAAGACUUUGAGUGAUGAAACUAUUGAGGUUCGAGAUGAGGCUGAAGUAGACCAAGAAAAUGUCGAAAAUGUUAACCCAACUGUCACCACUUCCCACAUUCAAAAUUCCAGAAAUUCUGUGGAUGUAGAAUUACCCAGUUUAUCAUCUUUGCCUGAGAGACCACAAUUUACUAGCAGCGACUCUGCCUCUACAUUCGAAAAUACUGUCCUUCCACAUGAACUUUUAGAAAAGCACGAGGAUAGCUCACAGGACGCUUCCAGUCUUAGCGAAACCCAAGCUACCGUGGUGGCACCGCAACCCAAGCCCCGAAAACCGAUAGCAUCAAUUUCCACAGAGGAUAACAAGUCAUCCUUCGAGACCGAGACGGAUGUGGAGAAGAAUCUUCUCAAAGAGUCCAAUGACGACCAAACCCCACCACCUGUUUUAAGGAGGAACAAGUCAUCACCAAAAACUAGAGGAAGGGCUGUUUCCUCCAAGUACCGGUCUGGAAUAGUGAUGGAUGAGGAAGUUAGCAUGGAAGAAAUGGAGGCACAAAUCGAGAACGACAUGUUGUCUCAAGCAGCGACGAAAAUCCAAGCCGGAUUUCGAGGUUAUAUAACGAGGAAAACUAUGGGGGUAAGUGGUCGAAAACUGGACGGUGGUGGUAAGAAAAAGGCAAAGCUGAUGAGUGAUCAAGAAGAGAUCAUCAUUGCUGCUGCUGCUUCUGCGCCCAUUUCCUCCGCUGCUGCUUCAGCUUCCGCUGAUAACCUGGAGUACAUCGCAGAUCAAGGGAAAAAACCGAGUCUGUCCUUUUUGAGGUCGCGGUCGUACCCAGGUUCUCAUGACCAGGAGGAGGAAGAAUCCGGCGAAACAAAUAAUGGAGGAGGUGCAGCAUCAUCCACCGAGGUCAUAGAUUCUAGUGUGGAGCUUGAGUAUGAUCCCGCAUAUGUCAACAACGCAGCGAUCAAAAUCCAAGCCUCAGUGAGAGGUUACUUGGUUCGAAAGCAGAACAAGAAUAGCAAGAGGCGUGGAAGUCGAAAAGUUCAGGAGCCAAAGCAAAAGGAAGUUCCUAGGGUCCAGUUUGACGUUGGAAACGAGCCUGAAAAUGUGUUUGUUGAGGUAGGAGUCAGCCAAGACUUGCCAAAUUAUGGGGAUCUUAUCAUCAAUCCUGAUGACAGAGAUAUUUUGCGAGAUAGCGUGUCCCCAAUCUCAGAUGUUGGAUCAGAUGUCGCAGCGACCAAGAUUCAAGCCGCAUUCCGAGGCUACAAGGAGCGUCAGAAAGUACGACAGACCAAGAAGGCAGUGGUGACAAUUCAGGCAACCGUGCGUGGUUUCCUCACUCGUCGGCGACUUUUGAAGAUGCGAAGACGGAGCCUCCAAAGGAGAAGAUCCUCUGCCAAAUCCAUGAUGACACCAGAAGUGCAAAAGAUAAAGAAGGCCAAUGAUGCAGCCACCAAAAUCCAAGCCGUCUACCGAGGUUACCAAGUACGUUCGAAGAUCAGGAAGGGUGGAAUUGAGGAUGAUGACUGAGCAGGUCAUCGCAUACAUAACUUUUAUGGAUGGAUGAUGAGAAGAUGCAGUGAUAAAACAAAAUGCGGAUCGGGAGGGACCGUCUUCUAAAUUUGACAUGCCUAUCGUCACACGUCGAAAAAUAAGAAUAUGAGUCAUUCUUGUGUCAAUCAGUCCUUAGUUGCUUUUUACGACCACAUCAUCACUUGAGCAUUUUGCACACUUUUAUUAGGAUUUAGCAGGCACGUUUUUUUUGUUUUCUUUACAGUACUAGCUAAAAGUUGCCACAUAUUUAAAGUCAGUUUUAUUUUAUGAGUACGUAACUAUCUAUCUUUGUACUGUUUAUUCUGUAUGAUCGAAUCUUUCGCUUUUAGUGGGUUUAAAACCAAUAUGUUAGUUUGUGAAUGAAUCAGAACUUUUGUCAGAUUAUGAAACGUCAUAAAAGUCAAAAAUAGAAUAGAAUUUUCAUCUCACGUUCAAUAACCGGUUAAUGUAUAACAAGUCAAUAAAAAAGUUCCUAUAUAUGCCUCAAA